AUGAGUUACAGGCCUUUUCAUGGCCAGGGGCAGGGCGGGCAGGGCUCGCAACAGCCGGUGCCAGUACCCGGGAUGAAUCCGCCUUCAUCAUAUUUGCCAAACGGCUAUCAACAAUUUACAAGCCCUCAACAGCAACAACAACAGCAACAGCAGCAAUACUACUCAAUGUCUCAGCAACAAGGACAGCAGCAGCAGCAACAGGCGUACCUUCAGCAGCAACAGAUGGCGCAGUAUGGGGGCAUACAGACGGCUUACCAGGGAUAUGAUACAACGGGGCAAGCAUAUGGGAAUCAUCACCUGCAGCAAGCUGCAGCGCAAUACGUGCCCCCAUCGAAUGUAUGGCAACAUCAACAGUCACCGGGCGGGCAGAAUAUGAUGUAUCAACAGCAGUUCCAGCAACAGCAGCAGCCGCAGAUGUAUCAACGGCACGUCGCGUCACCACAGCAGCAGGUCCAACAAAGACGGCCUAGCCAACAUAUGCCUUCUCCGCAGCAAAUAACACCAUCCAUAUCCCAGAACCAAGGCUACAGGCUUCCGCAGACCCAGGCACAAGCACAGCAGCAAAUCCAGCACCCUCAGUAUUCACAACCUCCGCCCCAGCAACAAUAUCAACAACGCCCUCAGGUCCAACAGCAGCCACAAACGACGGUCCUUCAACCUUCGCCCCAGCCCGUUCAAAAGCAAAUUCCCUCGCCAGCUCCACCACAGGUGCUACGAGAAACGCAACAUAAUCAACAGCCCCGCCAAGACUUUCAUCAACAGCCACAACAAACAGUUCAGCACACUGCGCAGAAGCCGAUCGAAGAAUUUGUUGCUGAGAUUAAAGCUGAAACUAAUACUGAGCCGGCGCAAUAUGAGCCUAUCCAAGCUGAGCCGGAGCAGAUGCAUUUUGUGAACUUGCAGGACAUCCAGAAACUACCCUCACUUCCUCCAGUUGUCAUGGGGCAGAAACAAAGCACUGUUGCGCCUCCCUCGCAACCUGAACAGACCAGGAACUGGCCUUCCCAGAAUGAUGCCAACACCAUCAAUCCAUCCGAUAUUAUGCUGAGCAGCCCCCAAGCUCAACCUCAUCCACCACCACAUCCUCAACCACAACCCCGACGGCAAUCUACACCUCAACAGUACCCACAACAGCAACAGCCAGCGCAAGUGCAACCGCAAAUGACAACUCCUAGGAUAAAGCCGAGCCCGCUUUCUUCUGUCGCUAACUCUCCUGCGAUCAGCGCUCGCUCUCCGAGUAUCACCAAAAAGUCACCGGCUACUACCCCUAAAGCUCGGCCUGUAGACACCGUGCAUGUCAUGGUCGCAGUAGCGGAAGAGUGCUUCGAUAAAGCUCGUAGUUCUGUCCACGAUGUUGCCAUGUCCAUGAACACUACACGCAUAGACGAGUAUCAAAAAUUGAUCUCGACAGGCCUAGCAUGUUUAGAGGCGUGUCUGCAAAGUAACCGGCUGUCUCCCCGUCAAGAAGCCAAGAUGCGCUUGAGAUAUGCUACUAUUCUACUAGAAGAGACAGAAAAUUCCAUGGAAGCUGAGACUGCCAUUACGAAAGGCAUUUCACUUUGCGAAAAAAAUGGUUUGGACGACCUCAAAUACUGCAUGCACUAUAUCAGGUUGAAGCUUUUGUUUCAGCGGAACCACAAAGCCGCUUUGAAUGCAGCUGAUAGACAGAUUGCUGACUGUGAAACCUAUAAGCAUCCUGAUUGGGUAUAUGCGUUCAGGCUACUCAAGGCCAAUUUCUAUAUGGAGCUUGGCCGGACAGCUGAUACCAGUGCUCUUGAGAACAUUCGCUCCGUCCAAGUCACUGCAAGCAACCGCGGCGACAACGCUGUGAGCGUAUUUGCCUCCAUUCUCGAAGGCCUCACUCUCCUGAAGGCUUCCAAAGAUGGCAACCUCGAAAAGGUUCAGGCUUGCAUUGCGCAGGUGGCCAAAUUUCAGUUCGACGAAUCAGUUCAUGUUAUGCAGCUUGAUGUACUUACUCUACUCCUGGACCUGGUUUCGAGUAUCAAUCACUCUAGUCUGGAGUUGACGUUGCAAAAACUCAAGAUGUUACAAGACCGUAUGGAUGGGUGUGAGAAUUGGCACACUGUCAAGUCCGAUUUCCUGAUCCCCGUCAAGAAGCAACCUUCUACAGGACAUACAAUUAGCAGCGACACAGCCGGUAUUAUUCGAAGCGGAGGGGACGCACCAGUGAACUAUUUGGUUAUGUCAUUCAUGACCAAGAUGGAACUAACCUCGCUCAUCUUCACUUUUACGGGCUUGGUAAAUAUGCACAAAUCAAGUGCGCAUGGUCGCCGGACAGCGGAAUUUUGGCAAGAAGGUGUCAGAGUUCUCGAUACUUGGGAUAACACAACUGCUGGGAUCCCGUAUGGACCAUCGACCUCAUUGCAGGACGCCAUUUCGCAACGCGAAUGGCGAUUAGAGGCUCAGUGCUAUCUUACCGCUCUUCUCGGUCUUUACGCAGCCAGUCACUGUCAAUGGGAAUCGGUGAAGCAAUCUAUGCAGAAACUUGAGAGUCUUUUAAUGCCAUCUACACAGGGUAUCUUGCGAUUACUCGCUCUCUAUCUAUCCGGUGUCUAUCAGCAGGCUAUAGGAGACUUCCGGUCGGCUAUGGAGCUUUUCCAAAGACCCCAAUUCGACCUCGACCAGCGUGGAACUGGCGUUAAGGCUGCACAUCGCGAAUUGGCUAUGCUAGCUGGUCUCAACAGACUUUGGAUCAUGCAGCAUUCUUCAGAGAGAAACGACUCGGAAACACUCGAUUUGAUAGAUCGACUACACCCGCUGUGCGCCAACCAUCACAACGUCGAUUUGCGGACAGCUUGGCACAAUGUCAUGGCCGCUGUCGUCACGGAGCCUCCUCAACAGCUCAACCACCAGAAACAGCAUAUACAGGCUGCCAUGGCCGGCUCCAAAUCCACUAACAAUGUUUUGGGGGCCGCUGUCACGCUCGCUAUCAUGCGCAGUCGACUGUUUGAGAACGUUAUCGGCGAGCAAGCGCUUAAAUCUGCCAUGGCAGCAGCGAAGCAGGCACAACGCAGUGGAAACGUUCUGUGGCAGAGUGUCGCAGACGGCAUGCUGGCUCAAUCGUACGAGGUACAAGGCCAUCACCAGCAAGCAGCGCAUGAAUUGGCUAAGGCCACAAGGGAAGCGCAGGAGGCAUUCCCUGGACCCUGA
Molecule: messenger RNA, 3171 nt
Organism: Fusarium poae
Lineage: Eukaryota; Fungi; Ascomycota; Sordariomycetes; Hypocreales; Nectriaceae
Exons: 5
Coding region: 1-3171 (1056 amino acids)
Biological process (GO): maintenance of mitotic sister chromatid cohesion; mitotic sister chromatid cohesion
Cellular component (GO): chromatin; SMC loading complex
Molecular function (GO): double-stranded DNA binding
Source: RefSeq, a predicted model, not a curated record